Helianthus annuus (common sunflower) is the source of this 699-nucleotide messenger RNA. RefSeq lists its product as uncharacterized. The record is from RefSeq and is a predicted model, not a curated record. The transcript is spliced from 2 exons. NCBI's taxonomy places the organism in Eukaryota, Viridiplantae, Streptophyta, Magnoliopsida, Asterales, Asteraceae. Bases 101 to 649 code for a protein of 182 amino acids.
GCGAGGUAGGAAGGGCUUUACGCCCUUGCAAAAGGUGACAUCGGCUAUUAAACAGCUCGCAACUGGAAACACUCCAGACGAGAACGACGAGUACUUGCAUAUGGCCGAAAGAACUUCCCGCGAGUGCCUAGAAUAUUUUUGUGACACGGUUUGCAAAAUAUAUGGUCCAGAGUUCUUACGUAGACCGACAAGCCACGACAUGGCACUUUUAUACCAAGCUCAUGAGGAAAAACAUCACCUUCCAGGUAUGUUCGGUAGCCUUGAUUGCACCCAUUUCGUUUGGCGUUUUUGUCCGACAGAGAAAUUCAAGAGGCAACAUGAGGCGGCAAGAAAAGACGUCGAACGGGCUUUUGGUGUUUUGAAGGGGAAAUGGGGUGUAUUGAGUCGACCGAUGCGAGCAAGAUCGGUUAAAAAAAUUAGGAAUGUCGUGUACACGUGUAUUAUUUUACACAACAUGAUUUUGAAAGACGAUGGAAAGGCGAUAGCACCGGUGCACAUUCGGGAUCCUCCGGUCGAGCCGGCUCUAGACGAUACGGUGCUGGGCGAGUUGUUGAAUGAAGACACCCAUUGGAGACUCAAACACGAUCUCAUAGAUCAUCUCGCAAGUCAAGAUUUACCCCAUCUUUUGGCCGAUUCCGACGAAGACUAGUUUAAAUUGUUUCAUGCUAAUGUAAUUUUAUUGUUUUUUAAUUUAGUGUA